UGUUUACAUGUGAAUCAAGUUGAUAUUAGUUUUAUUCUACUUAAAACACUUGUUACGGGAACUGCAAUGUUACUAUUUAACGUGACUUUAAUUGUCACAUGGUCUUUGAGUACUGUCUCCUGAUUGGCUGAUCAGUGAGACAGUGUAUAAUUGCUGCGGGAGCGCGCCCGGGUACGAGCAGCCAUGUAAGCGUCGUUUUGGUUUCCAUGGAUACGGUGGACGGCAACAGAACACAGAGGGAGAGCGUAGACCCCGACUCUACUUUCUAACAAGAGAAAUUCAAGAUUAAUUUUGCUAAAGAAGUGGAUUAGAGGGUGAAGGCGCUCUGAGUCAGUGUCCCCGGGGUCAUCCGGUGAGUAACGGGUUAACUUCAUUCUUCUACGGCGGACGUUAAUAGCGCCGAGUGGGUUACCUGUGAGAGAAAAGGCGGCUUUCUUGACUAAAUGAAACUUUAUAUUCUUCCGCCAUUUGCCCACUGGACAGCUUUGUAGAGCCAUGUGGCAUCAAAUACAGACGCUGAAAGCUUCGUGCAUUUAAUUUCACAAGUCGAUUGUUGGACGUAGUUUGUUACGUGAGUUUGAUCGGUGCCAGCUCACCUGGUUCGGAUAACUUUGUGAGAGCCCUGCUCCACUGGCCAGGUUCUGCGUGUAUUAUUGCGGGAGACUUUACGGUAUGAGUGCACAUCUAGUGGACUUUGUACGUUUUAGAUGUUUGGAUGUUCAUCAGAGGGGAAAGGGUGGCUAACAUUUAACUAAAUCAACCUGUUCUUUGCUUCAUCUUUUUCUAAAACACUGGAUUAAGAGUUUGUAUAUUUUAGUUUUUUCCAUAUCUGUAAAAGUUUUUGGCUUUGUCUGUGAAGCUACCACAGAGCCAAAGGUCUCAAGCACCAGUAAAUUGAAAGCAUUUUUGUCUGGUCUCUCAGCAGUGGUACAGCUGAAUGACCCUGGACAUUUCCCCAGAUGGAGAAUAGCUCUCAGACACUGCCUCCUUCUUCUCCACGUCCCACCACACUCGGAGGGUCUUCACCUUUCUGCUCCUCACCACAGCAGACUUUCUCAAAUGGUGGGGUCUCUCUCCCACUAUCACCUAUUUCUUUCCCCCCAUCCCCUACCUCACUCUCUCCGGCGACAGCAGAGUCUCUUCACUCUUCCUCCCCUCUUUCACACUGCACAGCGUCUCAGUGCCUCAUUGGACAAAACACACAGUGCCUGAGCCCAGCGAACACAUCAGACCAAGAUGACCUGACCUGCUUGAGUUGGCUGCAUCAGAGGGGUAACCUGCUACCGUUCCAUCCUCUUCCCAAAAUGACACCACUGUCCCAGCUGGAGUCCUGUACAACCACCCAGCCUGCUUCUCCCCCCUCAUUCAAACCACCGUACUCCUUCAGCAGUCUGAUCUUCAUGGCCAUAGAAGAUUCACCUGACAAAAGGCUGCCAGUGAAAGACAUCUAUGAAUGGAUCAUCAACAAUUUCCCCUACUACAGGACAGCCUCUGGAGGCUGGAGGAACUCUGUCCGCCACAAUCUGUCACUAAGUAAAAGCUUCCAGAGAAUUCAGAGGGACAAGAAUCAGUCAGUGGGGAAGGGCUCGCUGUGGUGUGUGUGUCCGGAGUAUCGGCCAGCGCUCCUCGAGGUGCUCAGGAAGACCCACAGUUAUCACAGCACCAACAGCAACCUGAUCAGCAAACCUGCACUGUUUGAAGGUGCUGAUUAUGGGGGACUCCCAGUUUGUGACUCUAUGGAAAUCUCAGAUCCUCUUUCACAGACUCUGCUCAUGUCCACUUCCUCACCCCAAGCCUUGACCACUGAUAAUCCAUCCUUCUCUGACAACCAAACUUGCCCUUUAACCCCUGACCAUGAGGAGCUUGUCACCAUGGAGUCAGUUGAAUACCCGCAGGAGGAGGUCAGUGAGGAGUUGGAGAAGGACCCGCUGUCAGACAGUGGCUACAUUGAGUUACACUACUACCAGUCUCAGCAGUACCAGUACCUGGUGCUGCCCGGUGACACCGAGCUUGAUCUGGAGACUGUGGAGAUCCUUCAGCUCGACGCUGAGGCCCAAGAGGCUGCUGGGUCACUACUGGACCUGGCAGGAGGUGGAUAUUAAUAUUAUAUUCUGUUUAACACAGAGAUAAUG
Messenger RNA from Sphaeramia orbicularis (orbiculate cardinalfish), 2132 nucleotides. Its product is annotated as forkhead box protein N2-like. The record is from RefSeq and is a predicted model, not a curated record. The coding region runs from base 960 to 2102 and encodes 380 amino acids. Gene Ontology annotation, biological process: regulation of DNA-templated transcription. Lineage: Eukaryota; Metazoa; Chordata; Actinopteri; Kurtiformes; Apogonidae. The transcript is spliced from 4 exons. Gene Ontology annotation, molecular function: DNA-binding transcription factor activity; cis-regulatory region sequence-specific DNA binding. Gene Ontology annotation, cellular component: nucleus.